Messenger RNA from Arabidopsis lyrata subsp. lyrata, 807 nucleotides. RefSeq lists its product as uncharacterized. Bases 1 to 807 code for a protein of 268 amino acids. Lineage: Eukaryota; Viridiplantae; Streptophyta; Magnoliopsida; Brassicales; Brassicaceae. The transcript is spliced from 4 exons. The record is from RefSeq and is a predicted model, not a curated record.
AUGGGGAUCAUAGCAUUCGACUGGGCAGAAAACCGCCUCACCGUUCUUCAGAACAGAGACGAACAGGAAUCGAGGAACGUAAAUGAGGCUGCUUGGCUUGAGAACGGCAACAUUUUGGCGGGUCUGGGCAAUCCAGACGGAGGGACUUGGCUGGGAUGCUCGAAAACAGGCCGAGUCGCCUUUCUGUUGGACUCAAUUCCAUGGCCUCGUCACCCGACUCGCCGCGGGGAACAUCUUACAUUGGACUUCAUAGAGGGAACCCGUACGCCCGACCAGUUCGCCGAAGAUGUCAUCCGCAUGCAGAACAAAGGCCUCGCAUUCCAUCUUGUUGUUGCUGACGUAUUCGGUACAAAAUCCUUGGUAUAUAUUUGCAAGAAAAGGAGGGACAGCGAUCAUGUUACUAAGACACAUGUGCCUUACGGUGUCCACACCAUCACGACUAAUGGAAUCGACAAGGGAGAAGAAGUCAGACGCAAGUUCGCCGCGGUUACGGAAUGGACUCACAGCCAAAGCCUCGAGCUACCAAUGGAAUUGAGUCUCCGCCAAAUCAUCCUCGAGCUACCAAAUGUUCAGCGUACGAUGAACCGCCUCCAGGGUAUAAAAACUCCUGACGAUCACGACCCUAUUGAUCUUACCUCCUUCUUUAAGAGGGAUGGUCCCCUGCAGACCAAUUGUUCCACAGUUGUCGUUGUGGUACCCCGUGCUGCCGGUGGCGGUGGGCGAUGUAUCUUCCAUGAGAAGUACAUGCGGAAUCAUCGUAAGUGGGACGAGAAAUGCUUCUUCUUCGACAUGGCUCCUAAUGCCUAA